Molecule: messenger RNA, 2001 nt
Organism: Acytostelium subglobosum LB1
Lineage: Eukaryota; Evosea; Eumycetozoa; Acytosteliales; Acytosteliaceae
Exons: 1
Coding region: 1-2001 (666 amino acids)
Biological process (GO): symbiont-mediated killing of host cell
Molecular function (GO): toxin activity
Source: RefSeq, a predicted model, not a curated record
AUGUCAGGUAUCACAAUUGUUAAUUUACCUCCACCAAAGACUCUUCCACCAGGAGGUCUACUCCCAAAUCCAAAGUUGCCACCAAUGGUUGUCAUCCCACCUGGAGGUGUAUUCCCAAAUCCAAAGGCUGAUUGGAUAAAGAGUACAACCGAGAAUUGCCAGAGCAUUAUUUUGGCCAACAAAGUUUCUACACCAUCGAACGAAUCAUCCUGUCCUCUCUACACAAUCCAAGCCAUCAUCACCUAUGGCCUUUCUUUGAUCCCCGGUUAUGGAGGCAUAGCAAGUGCUGUCGCCGGUGUUACAGUUGGAUUUAUCAAUGACAAUGCCAGCGCAGUGGAGAAUGGCUACAAGGCAAUGAUGAAGGAGGUGGCCGGAGACGCCAUCAUCAUGAACGACAUCGAGGGUCUCAAGGCCAAGUACAAGUCCUACCUCGACUUGCACAAGUACUACAUUGAUGCUUUGAAGGCUUAUACCUCUCAUGGCGAUGUAGGAAACUACAAGUCCGAGGUCGUUUCCAAGUGGAACUCAUUGGAGGCUUUCCUCACUGUCUUCAUUCAUGAUGCGUCGGUUGUGGGCAAAGAGGUCCAAGAACUGCAGAUGUACACCAUCUUCACAACCUGCUUCUUGUUGAUCUUGCGCGAGAAGUACAUCCAGGGCAAGAAAUGGGGCUUUGAUGAUGAGCAGCGUGGCGCAGUCUUGGAUCAGAUCAAGAAGCUCCAAUCCACCUCACUCCUGUAUUGCCAAACUACAUAUCGGAAAGGAAUGGAUAUGAUUCCACGCAAUCGCCGUCAGGUUGAUCAACAGUUUGGAGGAGAAGUGGGAUUCUACAACGACCUCAACACCUACCGCAACGCUAUGAUACUCAACGUGUUUGACGUAGCCAACUACUGGGAGUACAUGAUCCCCGACGAGUACCCCAACUAUGCCAUGGUGGAGAAUGUCCGCUACCUCUUCUCUGACAUUGCCGGAGUGCCAAUCAACAAGAAUGUUGCCGAUCUGGAUUCAAUGGCCUACUACCAGAACAGAUACAUCGACCUGGCCAACUUGAUGGAACUUCAUCAGGCAUACCAGGGCAAGCUCAACAUGGUCAAGAUCAAGUCUGGUCCGCUGUAUCCUUUCAAAUACAAGGGAGGCCCACGCAUUAUGAACAUCUACAACAACUAUGUCGAUGGAGGCGGCCAGCUUAUUGAGAAGACCUUUGGUGCACCAGUACGUGAUGACAUGGUCACUGAGGUCACCACAACAUUUUCCAGCACACCGAACGUGGUCAAGUUGGGCUACGAUGUGACAACAAAGGAGGUGCAUAUUGGUAGUGACACAAGCAAGGUCAUUGAGAUAGACUUUACAACAUCGGUCCCCAUUAAGAAGGAGUCGGACUACUACUACCAAGUGGUGACAAGAUCACCCUUUGUCCUAGGUGCCAACAUUCCACGUGCAUUCGACACUGUCGACCUGAAGGACCACAAGAUUUCUCAGGUCUUCUCUCUUGGCAUCAAUCAGAGCAUCAUUCCCGAGUUGAAGGAUGGUGGCAUUGUCGACUCUGUAGUGGUUGGAUUCCUCCCUGUCAAUGUCUUCCCCAACAACAUUCUCCAUCACUUGGCCAAUACAAUUGUCAACCCCCAGAAGUAUCUAUCCUACACUGGGACUCUGCUGGUCUUCAAGGACAAGCUGACCAUUGGCAAGCAUGUUGUCAAUCUGACCGCAGGCUCGUCUGUCACCUACCGUCUGGAGCCAUACUAUCUUGGAUCAAAGAUGACACUCAAGUAUCAAGUGAUUCUGAAGUGUCUGGCAAUCAACCCAAAUGGCUACAAGAUUGAUUUCACCUACAACAAUAAGACCAAAACAUCUGAGAGCAAGGUUGGAAUGAAGAUUCCUGCGAAGAUAUACCUUGCCCUUGAUUUCGUUGUAGAGACUGAUGUAGCUAUGGAGAAGAACCACUUUACUCUCGCAACAACAAACAAUAUUUUCCUAAUUGAUCUAAUCUUUGUUCCAAUAGCAUGA